AUGGAGAUCGAAUGGAUCCGUUUCUAUCAAAUUUCGAGUAGUACGACUGUAAGACCGCCGCCAGACAUCACUCAGAGAGUUAUUGCACUUCGCUCAAAUGCCAACGGGAAGUUUAUAUGUGCCGACAAUGCUGGAAAUAGUCCCUUAAUUGCUAAUCGUGAUGCUCCAUCUACUUGGGAAACAUUCGAUCUUAUCACUCUAAAUGGAGAUAAUGUUGCUCUCAAGUCACAUGCCAAUGGACAAUAUGUUUGCGCUGAAAAUGCAGGAAACAGUUCUUUGAUAGCCAAUCGCACUUCAAUUAGUUCUUGGGAAACUUUUCGAAUCGUUGAUCAUGGUAAUGGAAAGGUAGCUUUUAUUGCAGUUAAUGGAAAAUACGUCUGUGCUGACAACUUCGGAAAUAGCGAAUUAGCCGCUAAUCGAACUACCGUUGACAGCUGGGAGACUUUUGACUUAGUUCCUCAGUGA
Rotaria sp. Silwood2 is the source of this 465-nucleotide messenger RNA. The record is from the annotation of a GenBank genome assembly. Lineage: Eukaryota; Metazoa; Rotifera; Eurotatoria; Philodinida; Philodinidae.